UUUUUCUAACACAGGCUAUAUAUAUAUAUAUACACAUAAAGAUCAGUGAGUGGCCACAUGGCAUCAUUUCAUGUGUAUUUGAACAAGGUCUAGAAGAAAAAAAUAUAUUCGCAUUUGCUUUACAGCCUCCAAAUAUUCCCGGAGAAUUUGUCCUAAAUUACUUUCUUGCUUGCUUUGCUUACCCUAUAAAGAAUUAAAACCAGCCCCCAAACUCUCUCCAAAACAAAGUUCUUCUCCUAGGCUGCAAUGACAAGUAACACCAUUAAGCUUGAAAUUCAUACUAAUGAUAAAACGCCUCAGAAAUGGAGUGUGGCAUUGACCGAAGACGUGUUCAGGAAGUUUCUGGCUCAGGGUAGUCCAGCAGUUCAUAAGGUAUUUGGGGAUGGAUCAUUGUUCAGUCCAUUCUUGUUUGGAAAAUAUUUUGAUCCUUCCGAUGCAUUUCCUCUAUGGGAGUUUGAGUCGGAUAUCCUACUGUCAAGUCUUCGGAGCUCGGGUCACUGCAGCGUCGAUUGGUUUCAGACAGAUCAAGCAUAUGUACUAAAAGCACAACUUCCAGGAAGUGGGAAAAGUAAUGUACAAAUCUAUGUUGAUAAUUGGAAGGUGAUGGAAAUUAGUGGAGAGUGGAAGCAGCAGAGAGAGAAUAAAACGAAGGAUUGGAGAAGUGGGAAAUGGUGGGAAAAUGGUUAUGUCAGAAGGCUUGAGUUGCCAGAAGAUGCAGACUGCAAAAAGAUGGAGGUAUACUUGUACAAUGACAUAUUCUUAGAAAUCAGAAUUCCAAAGAACAGCAAUCUGGUUUCUGAUACUCAAGCUAGCGAUGCAGCAGGAAAAAAUUCUGAGCUCAUGUAAAUUGAAUAUGAUGACUGUGUCACAUGUUAACCAUAACACUAUGAAAUUCUUGAUAUAAUCACCAGAAAAUACUUCACCUUAAUCAUAACAUAGUCAAAUUAUUGAUCUGAUCA
Messenger RNA from Carica papaya (papaya), 959 nucleotides. Its product is annotated as HSP20-like chaperones superfamily protein. Lineage: Eukaryota; Viridiplantae; Streptophyta; Magnoliopsida; Brassicales; Caricaceae. The record is from RefSeq and is a predicted model, not a curated record.